Molecule: messenger RNA, 1811 nt
Organism: Megalops cyprinoides (Indo-Pacific tarpon)
Lineage: Eukaryota; Metazoa; Chordata; Actinopteri; Elopiformes; Megalopidae
Product: heterogeneous nuclear ribonucleoprotein A/B-like
Exons: 9
Coding region: 81-1097 (338 amino acids)
Biological process (GO): regulation of gene expression
Cellular component (GO): nucleoplasm
Molecular function (GO): RNA binding
Source: RefSeq, a predicted model, not a curated record
CGAGUUGGCAUUGUACGGGAGAAUCCAUCUUGAAGAGCAGUCUCCGAUUGUUCCAGCAAUAAAGGGUUCAGUGUACCAUCAUGUCUGACACCGAGCAGCAGUUCAUGGAAACCUCAGAAAAUGGCCACGAAGGCGAGGAGGACUUGAACGGAGCCGAGCCUACGGAACAGACGGAAGCGGUCGCCGAGGCUGAAGCUGAGGGAGAAACUGAAGCCGAAGGGGAGGAAGCCACGACAGAGGGGGAUUCGCAAAACGGCGCAUCAGAAGGCGGACAAAUCAACGCAAGCAAGGGCGAGGAGGAUGCGGGGAAAAUGUUUGUUGGUGGACUGAGCUGGGACACCAGCAAGAAAGAUCUCAAAGAUUACUUCUCGAAAUUUGGUGAAGUUACAGACUGCACCAUAAAGAUGGACCCCAACACAGGACGAUCGAGAGGCUUUGGGUUUAUUCUAUUUAAGGAAUCAUCCAGUGUGGACAAAGUGCUUGAGCAGAAGGAACACAGGUUAGAUGGACGGCAGAUUGACCCAAAGAAGGCUAUGGCUAUGAAGAAGGAGCCAGUAAAGAAAAUCUUUGUUGGUGGUCUGAAUCCAGAGACAACGGAGGAGAAGAUUCGGGAAUAUUUUGGAACAUUUGGAGAGAUUGAAUCCAUUGAGCUUCCGAUGGACCCAAAGACAAACAAAAGGCGGGGAUUCGUCUUCAUCACAUUCAAGGAAGAGUCACCUGUCAAAAAAGUCCUUGAAAAGAAAUACCAUAACGUUAGCGGAAGCAAGUGCGAGAUAAAAAUCGCCCAGCCCAAGGAAGUGUAUCAGCAGCAGCAGUUUGGUGGCCGUGGGGGUGGAUAUGGAAGAGGCAGGGGUCGUGGUGGCCAGAACCAGAACUGGAACCAAGGCUACAACAACUACUGGAAUCAGGGCUACGGCAACCAGGGCUAUGGCUAUGGUGGUCAGCAGGGCUACGGUGGAUAUGGAGGUUACGGCAACUAUGACUACUCUGCGGGGUACUAUGGCUAUGGUGGAGGCUACGACUACAACCAGGGCAAUACAAGCUAUGGGAAAACUCCAAGACGUGGAGGCCACCAGAGUAGCUACAAGCCAUACUGAUCACAUGUAGUGCAGGACUAAAGUAAUUAAGAGCAAGAGCCCGAGGUCCGGCAACAGCAAACGUGGGGUCUGACUUUCCUUUGGAGUUGGCAGAAUUACAGACUCGUGCUCCAUUUGUACAGAACAAGUGAGGAAUUGGGGAAGCAAAUGUCACUUUUCCACUUUUAUUUUAUAUUGUUUUGUGUCCAUAUACAUUUCCAGAGAUGGAAGUGUUAUUUUUACUGUACUUUUUGGUACCUUUUUUGAAUCUAAUGUAUUGUAUGGUUGUAUUUUACAUGUCUACUGGAUUUACCACAAACGAGAUCAGAGCCGCCAGCGCUCUGGAAAUAAACAAUUUUGAGUAAUUUUUUCGGUGUUUCUAGAUUUUUAGUUUCUCCUUGUGCCGAGUGUCUGCAAGUUGCAUGGCUACAGAGCUGUGGGAGGGGGUAUAAGAUAAAAAGGGAUUAAACUAAUCAAAGAUUUCAUUGUAAGCUUGUCUAGUGAAUGUCAGCAGUUGGCUAGUAGAGGGCAACCAGCAUUUUUUUUUUUUUUUUUUGGCUUUUAAGGAGUUUUACAAACUUUUUUUUUUUGUCUGCGGUUGAAAGUGGCUUUGAUAGUGUUAAAGUAUAACAUUAAGCUUAAGCCUGUAAAUGUAAGAGGGCACUCCCUCUCUCACUGGAAACUCAUUCCUCUAGUGUCUUGGGCAAAUUGUUAGAAAUAAACUUUUGGUUUAUA